Molecule: messenger RNA, 1640 nt
Organism: Salvelinus namaycush (lake trout)
Lineage: Eukaryota; Metazoa; Chordata; Actinopteri; Salmoniformes; Salmonidae
Product: RNA pseudouridylate synthase domain-containing protein 1-like
Exons: 6
Coding region: 107-1561 (484 amino acids)
Biological process (GO): pseudouridine synthesis
Molecular function (GO): pseudouridine synthase activity; RNA binding
Source: RefSeq, a predicted model, not a curated record
CACAGCUUCCGUGUUUUUGUUUCUUGUCGCUAAUGUACAUGUGGGUCUACUGGAGAGACUUAAAUAAGAAACAGCAGGUCAGGCUGAGCUGAACUGAGUGGUGAGUAUGGAACCGGGCAGUAUGGAACCUGGCAGUAUGGGACCGGGCAGUAUGGAACCAGGCAGUAUGGAACCGGGCAGUAUGAAACCUGGCAGUAUGGAACCUGGCAGUAUGGAACCGGGCAGUAUGGAACCGGGCAGUAUGGAACCUGGCAGUAUGGAACCGGGCAGUAUGGAACCUGGCAGUAUGGAACCGGGCAGUAUGGAACCUGGCAGUAUGGAACCGGGCAGUAUGGAACCUGGCAGUAUGGAACCGGGCAGUAUGGAACCAGGCAGUAUGGAACCUGGCAGUAUGGAACCGGGCAGUAUGGAGCGCACCACCAGUAUGGAACCGGGCAGUAUGGAACCGGGCAGUAUGGAACCGGGCAGUAUGGAACCUGGCAGUAUGGAACCGGGCAGUAUGGAACCGGGCAGUGUGGAACCGACCAGUGAGCAACCAGACAGCGGUAUGGAACCUGGCAGUGUGGAACCGACCAGUAUGGAACCGCUGGAAACUACCAGGGUUGUGGAAUCGGCCAGCGGUGUGGAACCGGCCAGAGGUGUGGAACCGGCCAGUGUUGACAGUCUGAAGGUUCUGUAUCAGAGCUGUGACUACAUCAUAGUGGAUAAGCACUGGGACAUCCGCAUCGACAGCAAGAUGUGGUACGAGAAACACACGGUCCAGAAACAGCUGGGGCUGCGUUUCCCUGAGCUGGCCGACCCCGGGACGUACUAUGGGUUCAGGUUCUGUCACCAGCUGGACUACUCCACCAGUGGGGUUCUGUGUGUGGCUCUGAACAAGGCUGCUGCUGGCCGGGUCUACCACUGCUUUAAAGACCGCAGAGCUACCAAGGUCUACCUAGCACUGGUGAGAAGCUGGGUGGAGGAGGAGGAGAUGACUGUAGAUUUCUCCAUCGGUCAAAACACCACAGAGGGAAGAACACACAUGAUGUGUAUCCAAGGAACAGACGGUUGUGAGAAGCCCAAGCCCUGUCGGACACAGCUCACAGUGUUGGAGUACGGAGCUUAUGAUGGAGACCCUGUUACCAAGGUGCUGCUGCAACCUCUGACAGGUCGUACCCACCAGCUGAGGGUCCACUGUGAGGCGGUAGGUCACCCCAUCGUAGGAGACUACACCUACAGCCUGGGAGAAGACAGCGCCCCCUAUCGUAUGAUGCUGCACGCACACCUCCUACACCUCCCUCUGGAGCCUCUCCCCCUGCAGGCCGUCGCUCCUGACCCCUUCACCACGCCCACUGACCCCCGAUGGCGCCCGCAGCACUGCCUCCGGACUGUAGAGGGAGCCGUGGAGACCCUGCUGGAGCGCAGGGCGGCGGAGGAGAGGACGGAGCAGGAGGAGAAGAAGAGGCAGCAGGAGGAGAGGAGGAAGCAGCAGGAGGAGAGGAGGAGGAGGGGGAGAGAGGAGAGUGCGGAGCAGAGGAGGACGUGUCAGCAGUGGUUGUCUGAGUGGACUGAUGUCUGAAUUCUCCAUCCCUCCUCCUCUCUUCAUCCUCCAUCCCUCCUCCUCUCUUCAUCCCCAUCCCUUCUUCUUCUUCUAUCUU